Molecule: messenger RNA, 1080 nt
Organism: Mytilus trossulus (common blue mussel)
Lineage: Eukaryota; Metazoa; Mollusca; Bivalvia; Mytilida; Mytilidae
Product: guanine nucleotide-binding protein subunit beta-like protein 1
Exons: 3
Coding region: 101-1048 (315 amino acids)
Molecular function (GO): protein binding
Source: RefSeq, a predicted model, not a curated record
UUGUCCGUAGUUGAUGAUUAUUUAGACAAUUUUUCACAUUUCCUUCGAAAAUGAAAGUAGAACACAUGGAUAAAGUGAAAGUUAAAUAUAGAGAAAUUUUAUGCAGACAGAAAUUGUGACUAUUUUUGAUAAUACAAUGGCACAUGGACCAGAUCCAGUUUACAUAUUACGUGGAAGUGAGAGUGCUGUCACAUGCUUAAAGUAUUGGUCAAGUAAUGUUCUAUACUCUGGAGAUCAGAAUGGGAAUGUGUACGUCUGGGACAUGGAAACAAAGCGUCCAGUAAAUAAGAUAAUUGGUCAUUCUGGACAUUCUGUGUUACGGAUAGAGUUUAUAAGUGAUUGUACAAUGGUUACACACGGUAGAGAUGGCUUUAUACAGUUUUGGAGUAAGAUAGAAGAUGUAUGGACAAAAUCAGAUGUCAUAAAAUCCACCAGUUUUGGAUACUGUGCCUGCUCCAUAGUAGACAAUAAAAUUGCUGUACCAUCUGAAAGUACCUCUACAGUACAGUUAUAUGAUAUGAGUACAAUGCAAUGUAUAGGAGAACUGAAACCAGAUAUUUCAGGGCAAAAAUAUGGAAUGUGCAUGGCUGUUAAAUCUGUCGAAAACACCAUUUUGAUUGGAUAUGAAAAUGGGUGUAUUGCAUCAUGGGAUGCCAAAACUUUUAAGAUGGCUGACAAGACACAAAUACACAAAGAAUCUGUCAUGUGCCUUGAUUACUCCUCACAAUCAAACUUUGGUAUAUCAGGAUCAGCUGAUGAAAAUCUUGUAUCAUGGUCAAUUAGUGAGAAUAACACUAUAGUAAAAGGGAGAGAGAGUACAGUGAAAAAUCCAGGAUUUACUAGUGUUUCAAUAAGACAUGAUCAAAAGAUAUUUGCCACUGGUGGAUGGGAUUCUAAUGUCAGGAUAUAUUCUGUGAAAAAAUUAAAACCUUUGGCCGUACUGUCAUACCAUAAAGAAAGUGUACAGUGUGUCACAUUUUCAUCUGAUAAUUUAUUGGCAUGUGGAUCUAAGGAUAGCCAUAUUAGUUUAUGGGACAUUUAUAGAUAGUUUUAUUCUUAUUAAACACAUAAUAUAAUUAA